This is a messenger RNA of Adineta ricciae, 621 nucleotides long. Lineage: Eukaryota; Metazoa; Rotifera; Eurotatoria; Adinetida; Adinetidae. The record is from the annotation of a GenBank genome assembly.
AUGAGUAUCUUCCAACGUUUGCUCGGCAGCUCAAAAAAAGGCAAUGGAGAGAAUAUUUCAACGGAUGAAGCAAUCCAACGUUUGUCCAGUGUAGAAGAUCUUCUCAACAAAAAGCAAAUUCAUCUCGAAUCGCAGAUUGACAGUGAAAAAGUCAAUGCAUUAAAUUGCUCAAGACAAGGAAAUAAACGCGGAGCGCUAAUGGCUUUGAAACGAAAGAAAAAACAUGAGAAUGCUUUGAAACAAAUCGAUGGAACUUUAAUCACUUUAGAAAUUCAACGUGAAUCGUUGCAAAAUGCCAAGAGUAACAUCGAAGUGUUACGUGUGAUGAGAUCAGCAGCAGGUGCAUUGCAAAAAACACAUGACAAUCUGAAUGUCGAUGAUGUUCAUGAUCUUAUGGACGACUUAGACGAACAAAAUACCCUUGCAAAAGAAAUUGCCAAUGCAAUAUCAGCACCUGGGUUAAGUGGGUUAGAUCUAUACGACGAUGCUGAUUUAGAACGCGAAUUGGAAGAAUUGGCUGGUUUGGAUGAACAAGAAGACAUCGGUACACUUCCCGAAGUUCCGGCUAUUCCAAUAAAAACAAAAGUCCCCGAUCGAAAACUCGAAGAUUUCGCGACGUAA